Messenger RNA from Ipomoea triloba (trilobed morning glory), 2016 nucleotides. RefSeq lists its product as uncharacterized. NCBI's taxonomy places the organism in Eukaryota, Viridiplantae, Streptophyta, Magnoliopsida, Solanales, Convolvulaceae. The coding region runs from base 391 to 1722 and encodes 443 amino acids. The record is from RefSeq and is a predicted model, not a curated record. The transcript is spliced from 5 exons.
CGCACCCCGUAACAGCCGCUCUACCUUCCAAUCUGCUUCCCGCAUUCUCAUUUUGUUAAUUUAUUUUUCCAAAAACCCUAAAUCCUUUAUCCCCUCUCUAAUCCUUCAUCAAUUUCAUGCCUUUUCUUAAUUCCCACACGCCCAGAAUAUCAUGCUUAUGUAAACCUGAACUUUAUCCAGUUUUACAAUGUGCCUUGAUAUAGGGAAUUAAGGAAAAUAUAGUAUGCUAAUUCUAAGGUUGUGACCGUUGUGUGAGGGAGAAGAUUGUUGCCGGAGUCGCUUCCGGCAAGAUCGAUCGACAAUAAGCAGCAUCUUUUGUGGGUAGAGAAUGGUUCAAUCCAAAUGGCUUUCUUUUGAUAAAUAGCUCCUUUCUGUGUUUAUUAAGCAGUAAUGGGCCAUGGAAGUGCGCUUCAAUCUUCGAAACCUCCCCUUUCAUCCUCAUUGUCGGGAAGUUCUUCACAUGACUGCUCCCAAUUGUAUCCAAAAGCAACAGCGAUCUCUUUUUCAUUUUAUGAAGCUGCUGGGAAUGACAGUAAUGAUAUGAAUGGAAAAGUUUUGAAUGCAUCUACGAGUUCUGCCCCCAAGGUUUCAGAUGUUACUGGUGAAUCUACGGUUCAAAACUGGUCUCCUCCCAUUCAAGUCAUGGAAAAACCAGGAGAUUUUAAUUUCAAUAGAAUUUCCUCAACGAGUGAUCCCCCUACAAGAGACUCCUUUUCAUUUGAAACUUGGAGUCACAAUAAAGGUACUAAUGGAACCCAUUCCAAAUUGGAAGGAGUCCUGAAUGCGUCUUUUCGUUCUGAUGCCUGUGCCUCUAAGACUUCAGAUGUCACUCAUGAAUCUGAGCUGCAAAAUGAGUCACCUACCAUUCAAAUCAUGGAAAUGCCAGGAGAUUUUGAGACCAAUGAAAACCCCUCCUCAAUUUCCAUGAGCAAGUCAACAGCUUGGAGUAAUACUUCCAAUGGAUCAUUAUUCAGUAUUGAUAUUGGACCCCAUAGCAUUGAUAUUGGACCCCAUAGCUUUUCCACUGAUGUAAUUCCAAUGACGGAUGGAGAUUCCUACAAGUCAGGGGAACUUGAUACACACGAAGACCUUGUGAGAUAUAGGCAGAUGCCCUUGGCUCCAAAAGGAGCAGAAUAUAACGAAGAGACCCCAGCUAAUAGGGAAGGAGCAGGAAACACUCCAAGAAUCACAAGUAUUUCAGUAGGACCAAUUAAAAAUGGGGCCAACCAACAUGCGGUGCCAUUAAGAACAGGUGCAAAUGCUUCUAGUCAUCUUGUUGGAACCAGGCCUUCUAACAAGUCUGUUGAUCUUCAAAUGACAAAGAAGUCUGAACCAACAGGGUGUAAAUGCUGUUGUGCUGGUUUUACCCGUGACUCUUGUUUCUGUUCAAGUCCAAGCCAGUGCAUUAUUAGCUCAGGUGCAUGGUUAAGAGGUCGAAGUUGUUGCUGCAAGUGGUUCAGCGGGCUAUCUUUCUCUUGUGAGUGUCUACGUUGCUUCUGUAAACAGCCAAAGUGUAAAUGGUGCUGCAGUGGAUGGCCCUCCUUAAACUGCUGCUGCUUCUGCAAGUCAAUAACCUGUCCGUGCUCCUACUUUAAGUGUCCAAGCUGGAAAAUUUGUCACUUUCGCUGCUCGUUCUGCUGCGGUUGGAACUGUUUUGCGAAGAACUCAAGUAUUGAUAAUCUGGCAAAAGAUGGAGGGAGGAUCACCCGAGUAGCAGCAUAAUUCUUCAAAGAAGGCUUCAAAUGCCACCAACUCUACGCAGUGGGGUUUUCUUGUCACUCAUGUAUAUAUAUUUAUAGGAAAAUUUUGAAGUGUCGUUUUGGCACUUAUGACUCUUAUGCCUGAUACUAUUGCAAAGUGAAAGGUGAUAACUUUUAACUUUGUGUCGGGUACAAAGUCAACAUUGUCUUCACACUUUUUUUUAUUUUGAUUUUGAUUUUGUACAAGAAACAUGGUGUUGAUAGGCACGGUAGCAUUUCCGUAUAUGUAUAUGUUCUUCAAAGAAAAGUUAUCUAA